AUGGAGGGAAGGCGGGCUCUGAUGGAGGGGUACCAGGGGGCGGUGUCGGGGUUUGGGGUGCCCAGCCAUGGAUGGAGGAUCUGCCUCGCUCACCAGUAUGAGGAGAAGAGGAAACCCUUCCGGCUGGAACACGUCUCCCCCACCACCGUCCUCCACCACCUGCCUAUGGGCCUCAGGUACCUCAUGUGGUGGUGCCGCAAGACCUAUGUGGAGAAGAAAGCGCCAUUCAUAGACAUGUUCAACGCCACCCCCCUGCGCCAGAUAUACGGUGCUCCUCUCGGUGGUAUCGGAGGAGGAACCAUCACCCGCAGCUGGUCUGGAGAGUUCUGCCGGUGGCAGCUGAAUCCCGGCCUAUACCACUACAAGGCGGUGACAGAAAACCAGUUCACAGUGUGCGUCCGGCGUCGCGGUGAGACCGUCUACCAACAAGUGUUAUCAGUGGAGCGGCCGCACACCCUGCAGGGCUGGAACUGGGGCUACUGCGGCAACCAGGCGUUCUAUCACGCUUUGUACCCCCGAGCCUGGACCGUCUACCACCUUCCCGGGCAGAACAUCACCCUGACCUGCCGCCAGAUCUCACCCAUCAUCCCGCAUGAUUACAAGGACUCCUCUCUGCCGCUGGCCGUCUUUGUUUGGGAUGUGGAGAAUUCUGGUGAUGAGGAGGCUGAAGUGUCCAUCAUGUUCACCAUGAGGAAUGGAAGUGGCACCAAGACAGACAAGGCCGGGGGCCAUUGGAAUGAGCCAUUUCAUCUCAGCAGAGAGGGGGGGCAGUGUCUGGUGUGCUGCUUCAUCACUGUACUGCCGUCAAUGCAUUCACUCUGGGCAUAGCCGUACGAGAGAGGCCCGGGAUACACAUAUCCCAUUGUACGGAGUUUGACCCCAACGGGAUGGGACUGGACAUUUGGAAAGACUUGCUGGAAGACGGACGUUUGAACUCCACCCCUAGCCCGAGUUCUCACACCGUGAAGGGGAAGAAGAUCGCAGCGGGUGUGGCAGGAGGGUGCUCAGUGAGCUCCGGGGGACGCGGGACUUUGGAAUUCUGUCUGUCCUGGGACAUGCCCCGGAUCCGCUUCGGUUCAGGAGAGAGAGAGAGUACUGCCGACGGUACACACUUUUUUUUUUCGGCACUCAGGGGAAUGCGGCAUCAGCUCUUUGUCAUUAUGGUUUGUCCCACUAUGAGGAAUGGGAGCGGAGGAUGGAGGCCUGGCAAGACCCGAUCCUGAGAGAUGAACGGCUCCCCUCCUGGUACAAGUCGGCAUUGUUCAAUGAGCUGUAUUUCAUGGCGGAUGGUGGUACGGUGUGGGUGGAGCUCCCGGCUGACAGCUGUGAUGACGACGAUCUGAUGAAGAUUGGAGGGAAGGAGAUCCCCGGCAUGAAGAGUCUCCUGGAGGAGUACGGGCGCUUCGCCUACCUGGAGGGUCAGGAGUAUCGGAUGUAUAACACAUACGAUGUACAUUUCUACGCCUCGUUUGCACUCAUCAUGCUGUGGCCACAGUUGGAGCUCAGUCUGCAGUAUGAUAUGGCGGCGUCAGUUAUCCAGCAGGAUCUGGAGCAGAGACGCUAUUUAAUAAUGAGCGGGAAUUUGGCUCCUGUGAAGACGAGAAAUGUGGUCCCCCAUGACGUUGGUGACCCAGAUGAUGAGCCGUGGCAGAGACUCAACGCUUACAUCAUCCAUGACACCGCCGACUGGAAGGACCUAAAUCUCAAAAUUUGUGCUGCAAGUCUAUCGAGACUAUCACAUGACCAAGAGCGCCUCCUACCUCCGAGACAUGUGGCCGAUCUGCCGGGUGGUCAUGGAGUCGUCUCUAAGAUUCGAUCAGGACGGCGAUGGUCUGAUUGAGAACUCCGGCUUCGCUGACCAGACGUACGACGGUUGGGUGAUGACAGGACCCAGCUCGUACUGUGGGGGUCUCUGGCUGGCAGCGGUGUGUAUGACGUGUCAGAUGGCGGAUCUCCUGGGUGAACGGAAUGCGCCCGGAUGGCAAUGUGGAUACUUCCAGCGUCCAGUCGGAUGA
Staurois parvus is the source of this 2015-nucleotide messenger RNA. The record is from the annotation of a GenBank genome assembly. NCBI's taxonomy places the organism in Eukaryota, Metazoa, Chordata, Amphibia, Anura, Ranidae.